UGGCUGACAGCGGGUCUGGUUGUAGCUAAAAGAUGGUCGUAGAGAGAGGUUGCUGCUACACAUUUUGGCAUCCGAUCACUAAAGAAUUUCAGUUAGAUAAAUUCAGUUUGGAACAUGCACCCGUAGAUGAUUUCUUUAAGUCACAAUGGCAAAAGGGCACGCGAUGUUGGUGGUGGCUCAUAUAUCGUUGGCUGUUGGCUAUAUGCUUCUUUUUAGGUGUUCUUGGCAGUUUAGUGCAACACUUCAAUGAGGGCAAAUGGUUUAUAUAUCUCACCGAUUGGGGUUUCUUUUUAUGUAUGUACACAAGUCUUUUUGGCGCUAUACUGGUUUCAGUCUAUCACUGCAAUCCCCAAAAGUUUGAGACCGGUAGCUUUAUAUUAAAGUUUUAUUGGGCAUCACAUUGGUCAACUUUAGUACUCGCUACAAUGAUUACUUUUGUUUACUGGCUUUUCAUAUAUCCAAAUGAUAAUGCCAGUCCCACUGCUCUCUACAAUUUAUGGGCGCAUGCCUUUAAUUCAGUUUUAAUGCUUAUGGAUCAUAUGUUGGUAGCAUUUCCAACUAGAAUAUUACAUUUUAUAUACCCAUUCAUCGCUGGAGUUUUGUAUGGACUCUUUUCCGUUAUUUACUAUUUUGCAGGUGGUCUUGAUCCUGGUGGUAAUCAAUACAUAUACGAGAUUUUGGACUGGUCACAACCGGGUUGGGCGUUGGCUACCGUCUUCGGUUGUAUAUUAUUGGUUUGCGUCUUUUGUUUAUUGCUAUUUGGUUUAUACAAAUUACGUAUUUUUAUAUAUCGCAAAACGAACAAAUCUGUUUUAACUUUUAAUACCUAA
Molecule: messenger RNA, 830 nt
Organism: Teleopsis dalmanni
Lineage: Eukaryota; Metazoa; Arthropoda; Insecta; Diptera; Diopsidae
Product: protein rolling stone-like
Exons: 6
Coding region: 33-830 (265 amino acids)
Cellular component (GO): membrane
Source: RefSeq, a predicted model, not a curated record